AUGAAUGAAUAUUUAUACGCCUUUACAGGUACAGUUAAUUCUACUACUAUUAUAGAUGGAAGUGGAUUACAAAUUGUUGUUUUGUGUUAUCAAAAUCAUUAUGGCAGAUACGCAUUUUCUAAAACUGCAUUUUCAAAAGAAAAUUGUGAUUGUAUUCCUUUAGAUUAUUCACAAAAAAUUUUAAAAAGUACUGUUUUUAACUAUCCUGAUUGUGUUUACAAUUCUUCGAUGUUUAAUUUGAAUCUUUCGAACUAUAUGUCAUGGAAUUUGGAUAUAUAUAAAUGGUACACAAUUUAUUCUAAUAAUCCGAUGAUGUGGAUAACAGGUUCAAAUAAUCACGUUUUAGAAUUAGAAAAAUUUGAUAUGAAAAGUUCUUUUAGUAUUUUUUUAAAUACCAAAAUAAACAAUUUGACAAUUUCAAGAUUAAAUGUGGGAGGAUGGUUUGACUCAAAUGUUGAAAUAAAGCAAGUCAAUUUGAAACCAGAGUUUAAAAACAAAAUAUUGUUUGUUGUUCACAACGGUCUGCUGAUAUCCGAACAAUUGGAAAGUUGUGGUGAAAGAGUAUUUACCAAAGAUUGUGAUAUUGAUAUGUGUGUUUGUGAUUAUCGAACAACGAGUUCGUCAACUGAAUUUACCUUUUUGAACCAAAAUGCUAAUAAUUGUCUUGACGACACCAAUUCAAUUCAACUCAAACUUAACAUCAACAAUUAUACUUAUAUACCACGAUUUGAAAGAGAUAUAUGGGAAAGUUUGAUAUAUUCAAAUGGUGGAAGUAUUACAGCUAAUCCAAAUUAUAUAUCAACACAAGUCGAGUUUUCUUUUUGUAGUGUCAAUUUAACAAUUACAAUUGAAACAACAAUAAAAUGUGAAAUAUUGAAUGUUUAUUUAAAUACCAGAUAUAUAGUUGAAAAUCAUGGUGUUUUAAUAAUUGGAAAAAUCAUUUAUCGAAAUGUCUUUAGUCGAUUAACCCAAUGGAACAUCUUGGUGUUAAAGGGUGGAAAUGUAAGGCCUUUAAACAGUAAAAUAACAUUGAGUGUUGACCAACCGAUUUCAACAAUGUUUUUCUGCAACGAAGUGUUGUCGUCGAUUGUUGAAAUUGAUUUGACAUUAUUCGAAAAUCCCAAAGGGAUAAGUUAUGGAUCAAAAUUGUAUAGAAUAUGUUUUGGGCACAAUCCACUUUCAAAAGAAAUAAUAUGCGAAUUGGAUCAAAGUGAUUUUUCAUUAUUUUCGAGCCACAAAAACGUUCUUCAUUGCCCUUUAAAUGAUAAUUCGGUAACCCAACUGAUUCAAACCGAAAUGUUUAUUUAUAAUUAUCAAUGCAAUGGAACGUUUGUUCAACAAAAAGAAAUUGUUCAGAUGACUUCUUUUAUUGAAGGUGAAUCAAACUUUGAUGAUCCCAUCGAUAACAUUUUGUAUAUUGAUGAUACCUCGUCAUAUAGUAAUACCUUUAGGAUUAAAGGAAAUAAAAACAAACUUUUGUUGGGAAACAAAAUGGGGUUUGAAUUACAAAAGUAUGAUGUUCAGCUCAAUAAGAUUUAUAUAAAAUCGAAUUUAUCAUCAUUGUGCAAUUCAUUUUUUAUUUUAGAAACUGGAAUUAAAGAAUGUAUUUUAUGUAAAUCGUUUAGUAUUUUACAAAACAAAUCAUGUCUUCCUUUUGACGUCAAUUGUAUUGCUGAUGGUAAUAUUCCAACAAGAUAUUGCGAAACAUGUAAAUUGUCUUACCAAGCAUUUAAAGAAAAAUGUAUUUUAUGUUCAACUUAUUGUCUUAGAUGUAUUGAUGACCAAUGCAUUUUAUGUCAAGAAAUGUAUGAAUUAAAAAAUGGUAUUUGUGUUGAAGUUGCUAAAGAGGUUGCCUAUUAUAAAAGCAGAAUUUGGAAAUGUUCUAAACAUUAUUCAAACGAAAAUCAAACUUGUUUGCCAUGUAAAGAAGGUUGUAUUUUUUGUCGAAAUAAUAUAUGUAUUAUUUGUGAGCCAAAUCGUGUUUUUGAUGUUAAUGGGGAGUGUGUAAUGCCGAUUGGAAUUCUUUUGACAAAUAUGAAAAAAGCAAUUGUUUGUCUUCCAUCGUACUUUCUUGAUAAUAAUAAGUGCAAUUUAUGUUCUGAUUUUCAUGGAAAUUUGUGUAAAUUUUGUACAAAAGAUAAUUGUAUUUUCUGUGAAGGAGAUAUCAUUGUUUCAGAUGGAAAGUGUCUUCAAAUCGAUGAAACCAAUUGCACAAACAAUAAAGGGACGUAUUGUACUGGUUGUAAUGACGUUUUUCUUUCAAUUUCGGAAAAUGAAAUAUGUGAGAAUAAUACAAAUAAUUGUAAAGUAACUACAUUAAAUGGUAAGUGUAAUUUAUGUCAAGAUAACACGUUUUACAUUUACGAACAACAAACUUGUGUUCAACAAAAUUAUUCAAUUGAUAAUUGUAUUCUUAUGAAUUUUGAUAAUGACCGUUGUGUAAGUUGUCAAAUGGGAUAUUUUGAACACAAUAAUAUUUGUAUUAAAUGUCCUGAAAAUUGUAAAAACUGUUAUGACAAUGAAAACUGUAUUCUCUGUGAGACUGGUUAUUUUCUUAAUAACGGAAUGUGUUUGUCUUAUUCUACUGUAAAUAGUAAUUGCAAAAGGCUCAUUCAAAGUAGUUCAAUGUGUGCAUUGUGCGAAAACAAGUAUUUUAGAAAUGUUAAUGGAAAUUGUGAUAAUUGUUUACAAGGUUGUGAAAAUUGUAACACAAAAGACAGAUGCAUUUCUUGUGAAAAAGACCACUUUUUAACAACAAACUCAAGCGCAUGUUUGUCAUUUGAUUUACUUUCAAAUUGUUUACAAAAAACACAAAGUGGAUGUUUGCAAUGUGCUGAUGGGUAUUUCGUACUCGACCAAAUUUGUGUUUUGUGUUCUUUCAAAAACUCAAAUUGUGAAAAAUGCAAUCCAAAUUCUAUUUGUACUUCAUGUAAAAAGAAUUAUAUUUUGUCAUCAACUUCACAAUGUGUUUCAAUGAAUGUUGUGAUAAAUUGCAUUGAAGUAGUCAAUUCAAAAUGUUCUCAAUGUUCAUUCUGGCACAAUCCAAGUGAGAAUGGUUUAUCUUGUUAUACACAAAUAGUUUGGUGGGUUAUAUUAAUAUGUGUUAUCGUUGCUUUGUUGAUAUUAACAAUA
Messenger RNA from Entamoeba invadens IP1, 3132 nucleotides. RefSeq lists its product as hypothetical. The record is from RefSeq and is a predicted model, not a curated record. The transcript has a single exon. NCBI's taxonomy places the organism in Eukaryota, Evosea, Mastigamoebida, Endamoebidae. The annotation marks the transcript as partial.